Messenger RNA from Ascochyta rabiei, 1314 nucleotides. RefSeq lists its product as uncharacterized. Gene Ontology annotation, cellular component: RNA polymerase II, holoenzyme. The coding region runs from base 1 to 1314 and encodes 437 amino acids. Gene Ontology annotation, biological process: mRNA 3'-end processing. The transcript has 3 exons. NCBI's taxonomy places the organism in Eukaryota, Fungi, Ascomycota, Dothideomycetes, Pleosporales, Didymellaceae. Gene Ontology annotation, molecular function: RNA polymerase II C-terminal domain binding. The record is from RefSeq and is a predicted model, not a curated record.
AUGGCCUUUACGGAGGACAGCCUGAAGGCAAAGCUUUCGUCGCUCAAUGAGACGCAAGACUCCAUCUCCACAGUCGGCCAGUGGAUCCUCUUUCACAGACGACAUGCCGAGCGCAUUGCAGCAGUAUGGCUGCAGCGGAUGAAGGAGUCACCACCCAACAAGAAGCUUGUGCUGAUCUAUCUUGCCAAUGAAAUCGCCCAGACGUCCAAGAUGCGCAAGAAGGAGGAGUUCCUUCGAGCAUACGAGCCCAUCAUCACCGAAGCCGCGACGGUAGCCUACAAGGGCUCGCCCCACGAUAUUCAGAACAAGAUUCGACGCGUCGUGGAAGUCUGGCGACAGCGCCAAAUCUUCAACCAGGCCGUCCAGCAGAGUAUCGAGAAGUCCAUGAACGAUCUUGACUCGUCGCGGUCCGUCGGUCGUAAACCUGCCCUCGGUGGCAGCCUCUUCUCGAGCUCUACAAUACCGGCUGAGCUCGCACCCGUGGCUCCUUUGGCAACAUCGGUCAACAAGGCGGACCUUGCAGCAAAGCCAGCUGUGGCAACAGCGAACCAGGAGUACGAGAAGGUCACCAACCCCAACUACACCAUUCCUUCCGCGCCCGUACACGCCGCCGGGCUCUCUACACUCGUCAAGAAGCUUGCCGUGGCUGAGGGAGCAGCUGCAGAAAGCAUCAAAGCCCGCCAAGCGCUCAUCGCAGGACUCGAACAGCUUCUCGCAACGAACAAAUCGAAGCUCGAACAAGACCAGACCCAAGUCGACGACCUCAAGACUCGCAAGGACGCAAUCGAGAGCCGCAAACGCCAGGUCGAAGACGCCAUUCUUCAAGGCCUCUCGGCCAUCGAGACGAACCGUAUUUCUGCUGCACCCCUUCCCGCCGUAACAACCUCGCCGACCGGACAGGACCGCCCGCGGGUCGAAGAACUCACGCCGCCGCCCAUGGAGUCCUUCACGCCCGUGGGCUCGCCGCAGCAAGGACCCGCCCAAGUCGUCGAGCCCGUGCCCGACAUUGGCGACGAUGUCAUGCCAGAGCCCGUCUCGAAUCCCGUCAUCCCGGAAACCGCUCCUGCCCCACAGGGUCACACCACGAUGCCUGGUUUCGCAACAAGCAUGGGCGACACAAAUGUACCCCACGACCUGCUGAAGAGUUUGCAGCACGCUCGGCCGGGCCACGAGGGCGGCGUGUACGGCCAGCACUCGUACGAAACGGCUGCUAAGAAGCGGAAGAUGAGCAACCAUGCCGAGGACGAGUACGCUGCAUUCGCGGGCGAUGGAGAUAUGGAGGGAAUUGACAGCAACCUGGGUGAGCUCAUCUGA